ACAGCGCUGACAAAAAAAAAAGGAGUCUUUGGGUACAAAAUCCCAGGUACGCGCGCUCCAAGUGCUAGAGUGGUGAGCGAAGAGCGAGCAUGGCGGACGUAGAGAAGGAGGAAGAAGAUUGUCCCACAUUCUUCGUCGCUGUUCAUGUCGGCGCCGGAUUUCACGCCCCUUCCAACGACAAGAUUCUUAGGUCCGCCAUGAAUCGUGCUUGCCUUGCUGCCGCCGCCAUUCUUCGCAUGGAUUCUGGUGAAUGUGUCGAUGCAGUUGAAGCAGCGAUUCAAGUUUUGGAGGAUGAUCCUAGCACAAAUGCUGGUCACGGUUCAAAUUUGACAGAGGAUGGUCAUGUUGAAUGUGAUGCUAGCAUCAUGGAUGGUCAUUCUGGGGCAUUUGCUGCUGUUGGAGCAGUUCCAGGUGUUCGAAAUGCCAUCAAAGUUGCUGCUUCCUUAAUCAAGGAACAAAAGAUGGGACCUUCUUUGUUGGGUAGAACACCUCCAACAUUCUUGGUUGGUGAAGGUGCUCUUAAGUGGGCGAAGUCAAAGGGCAUUAGUUGCGCGGGAACAAUAGAAGAGGCUGAAAAGUGGUUAGUGACUGAAAAAACCAAAUCACAAUGGUGCAAAUAUAAAGCAAUGCUUGAUGCUGCCAAGACAAAAGUGAGAGCUUUUGACAUGCAGCCUUCUAGUAGUAGACCCCACAAAAAGGGCCUACUAUUUGAUGUGGAAGCUUACUCAAGUGAUGCUUCAAAGGGGAUCGGGGAUGUUAAGUCUUCUACAUUAGGGGUGAUGGAAGAAGACUGCAUUAUGGAUACUGUUGGAGUCAUAUGUAUUGAUCGUGCUGGACAUGUUGCCUCUGGAGCUUCUAGUGGUGGUAUUGCUAUGAAGGUGAGUGGAAGAGUAGGGUUAGCAGGCAUGUAUGGUUCAGGUUGCUGGGCAUCCUCAAAUGGUCCCUUUGAAGCUCCUUUCCGUGUAGGCUGUUGUACUACUGGAGCUGGAGAGUAUUUGAUGAGAGCUUUUGCCGCUAAGGAGUGCUGCAUGUCGUUGUCAUCAUCACAGGCAGGUCCAGCUUCUGCUUGUAUUGAAAUUCUUCGCCUAGUUAUCCAGGCCUGCCGACAACAGGGGGCCGAUGGCAGUGCUGGAAUCCUCCUUGUCCAAGCUGAUGCUCCCCUGGUGGGUCCUGAGAAUAUGCCAAAGCUGAAAAUGGUUGAAAUUGCAGCUGGAUAUUCAUCGCAGUCCUUUGGCAUCGGUUACUAUGGAAGCUCAAUGGAAAGGCCCAAGGUUUCGGUUUUACGGAACAACAAACUAAAGAGCACGACGGGAAUAGACCACUUUGAAGCCAGAAUCAACCUAACUGGAAGCUAGAAGAUUCUGUUCAUUUAGUGAUCGGCCUUCAUAUUUUGCACGCACUCACUGUAGUCUGUGGCAACCAAACAUAUGGAUGCAGAUGCAAAAGUGAUCACUUGUAAAGCGGUCCAACAAUAGCAAAGAAUAUAACGGGAGCAAUUUUGAUCAUACAACCAGCACUGCAGCCCUUGAUGUGAUGAAACAGUUAUUGCAAUUUUGAUGAAUACUCGAUGUAAAGCAGUCCAACAUUGCAAAAAUCUAAUGGCUUCUUUCUGCAA
Molecule: messenger RNA, 1615 nt
Organism: Beta vulgaris subsp. vulgaris (sugar beet)
Lineage: Eukaryota; Viridiplantae; Streptophyta; Magnoliopsida; Caryophyllales; Amaranthaceae
Product: putative threonine aspartase
Exons: 11
Coding region: 90-1355 (421 amino acids)
Biological process (GO): protein maturation
Molecular function (GO): threonine-type endopeptidase activity
Source: RefSeq, a predicted model, not a curated record